AUGGCGCCCUUGAUAAUUUACGGCGCAACAGGAUACACUGGCCAAAUGGCCAGUGAGAAUGCAAAGGCGCUCAAUCUGGACUUUUCGAUUGCAGGCAGAACAAACGACAAGCUUCAGAGCCUGGCAUCUUCACUGGAUGUCCCUUACUCUGUUCUUGACGUGAACAACCAUGGUCUAAUCGACUCAGCAUUAAAAGAUGCUUCCGUUCUCCUCAACUGCGCCGGCCCUUUUAUACGCACCGCCAAACCUCUCAUGGAAGCAUGUAUCAGAAAUAAAGUGCAUUACCUCGAUGUCUCCGCCGAGCUGGGCAGCUACCAACAAGCAUACAAAUUGGACGAAGACGCAAGGAAUGCCCAUGUCAUGCUUCUCCCGGGCUGCGGUGGGAGCGUCGCAAUGUUAGGCUGUUUGGCGGGGCAUGCUGUCGAAAUCGAGCCUACCAAGAGCCCUACCAACAUCGACAUCGCUUUGCACGUUGCCGGAGCCAUGUCUCGUGGGUCUGCAAUCAGUGCAGCCGGGACAAUCACAGAGGAAUGCCUGCAGGUGGUCAAUAACUCACUCGCCCAAAAGGACCCGGGCGAAGCCAAGGAGUUCAAUUUCUACGAUGGCAACGGAUAUGUCGCGUCAUUUCCCGUGGCAUUACCCGAUCUUUUUACCCUGCAGAUAUCUACGAAUGCGCCAAAUAUCAGAACUUAUGUUCAUACCAGCGGUGAUAGCUUCCCAACUGGGGAUCUUCAGUCAUUGCCUCGUGGCCCGACGGACGCCCAGAGGAAGGCCUCGCCGUAUAGUGCGGCAGUCACUGUCACUUUCCAAGAUGGAACUUCUCGGACGGCCGUCCUGCACACAGUCAACGGAUAUACAUUCACAGGGAUGGCGGCCGUAGAGGCUGCAAAGCGAGUCCUAGAUCAUCAGGUCAAGGCCGGCUUUCAAACGCCUGUUCAGGUAUUUGGCAAGGAGUUUAUUCAUUCUGUCCCGGGGUCAGAGAUUAAAAAAGUGCAUCUUGAAUGA
Messenger RNA from Aspergillus versicolor CBS 583.65, 1005 nucleotides. RefSeq names its product saccharopine dehydrogenase family protein. Lineage: Eukaryota; Fungi; Ascomycota; Eurotiomycetes; Eurotiales; Aspergillaceae. Bases 1 to 1005 code for a protein of 334 amino acids. The transcript has a single exon. The record is from RefSeq and is a predicted model, not a curated record.